This is a messenger RNA of Lineus longissimus, 724 nucleotides long. Its product is annotated as probable NADH dehydrogenase [ubiquinone] 1 alpha subcomplex subunit 12. NCBI's taxonomy places the organism in Eukaryota, Metazoa, Nemertea, Pilidiophora, Heteronemertea, Lineidae. The coding region runs from base 35 to 448 and encodes 137 amino acids. Gene Ontology annotation, cellular component: membrane. The record is from RefSeq and is a predicted model, not a curated record. The transcript is spliced from 4 exons. Gene Ontology annotation, biological process: mitochondrial respiratory chain complex I assembly; response to oxidative stress.
GUAUUGAAAUUAGUUUUGUGGAUGACCUUCCAAGAUGGCGAAGUAUCUGCAGAAACUUUCUACUUUUAGGCAAAUAAUCCGCGAAAAUGGUGGAAUUAUUCAAUCCUUUUUGGUUCUAUUUAGAACUGAUGAUUUGAGAGCAGGCAAGUUAGUGGGAGAAGACAAGUAUGGAAACAAAUAUUAUGAAAAUAAUGAAUUUUUCUUAGGUCGUAAUCGCUGGGUGAGGUAUCCUGAAUCAGUUGGUUUCGAUUACGAUGGAAGCCAGGUUCCUGCAGAAUGGCACAGGUGGCUUCAUUCUAUUACGGAUAAAUCUCCGAUCGAGGAACCUCCGAAGUUUGAACGGUGGAUGUGUGACCAUGAAGAAAAUUUCACCGGAACGAAUAAAGAUUAUGUACCUUAUUCAACAGCAAGACCAAAAGUUGAAUCAUGGGUACCCCCGAAAAAAUGAAGUUAUGGACAUUAGUCAUGUACAUUUAAUGUUUGUAAAUAGAUAUUCUUGUUAGAUUGACACCGUGAUACGGAUUUGUCAUUUUUGAAUGUCUCUUUUCCUGGCAGAGAUGAGAGAUCAAAGAUAACAACAUGUUCAUUUGGAAUUCUACUUCCUGGACGUACUCAAUCUGACGAAAUCUCAUAUCAUAGAUGGAAUUGGAAUUGAGUUGCACAUAUCUGGAGUAGUGAUGUGCUUGUUUUCACGUGUUGAUAAAUAAAUAGUCUGCCAUUUGUA